AUGAAGCCAUCAACAAUCACAUCAUCUCCAGUUUACAUCAAGAUUCGUGUUAAUGAUCAACCAACGGAAGCAAUUGUUGAUACCGGUUCCGCCAUCUCAAUUAUUCAUUUAAAUUUUCUUAAAACUAUUCAUCACAAAAAUUUUAUUUAUAACAACCAUACAUGUCAAACAGCAAAUUCAACACCACUUAAUAUAAUUGGUCAAAUUAAAUUAGAAAUAAAAAUUAAAUCAAUAACAACUUAUGUCGUUGCUCAUGUUGCAACAAAUUUAAUUACAUCAAUAUUAUUAGGAAAUGAUUGGAUUGAUUCGAAUCAUGUUCACCUUUAUGGUGACCAGAAACAAUUAACUAUUCCUGAUCAACAUGAUCAAUUAAUUUCAAUUACAUAUGUGGAACCAACAUGUAUUAAUUAUCCGGCAUUAUUAGUUCAACAAAUUACUCUUCCACCAUAUUCACAAAAGUUAGUUGAUAUUACGUGUCAAGUUACUAACGCUAAUAAUCUUAUAUUUGAACCAUAUGAACGUCAUGCAUCAAAAUUUAUUUUUAUGCCACAUACAUUAUUAAAUAUUAAUAAAAAUCAUGCACAAGUGUUACUUAUAAAUGCACGAAAUCGACAACAAACAUUAUCAAAACACACACGAAUCGGUACCAUUACUCAUGACACAACUUUCUCGAUAUAUGCAACAUCACAAGUUCCAACAAAAGAUAAUUUAUUUUUAAAUAAAAAUCGUCAAAUAUUAUCUCAACAUUCGAAAAAUUUAAAUAGCAGAGCUGUCUUAAAUAGGAAAGACAACUCGGAUUCAACCAAAUCAAAUACUUAUUGUGACCGUUGCAAUGAAUAUUUUUUAUCUGGUAAUGAUUUACAAAAACAUUUAAGAGCAGAAUGUUAUUCCGAACAGAUUCGAAAACAAAUACUCGAAUCGACAAAACACAUAGAAAAUCGAAAACAUCAAUUAGCAACUCAAGAUAUAUUAUGGCGAAAUAAAAUAUUAUUUGAUCCUACACCAUCAAUAAUUAAUAUACCUUCACAAUCUGCAAUUAGAACUGGUGAUCAUCCACCUAUUUACUCGAAACAAUAUCCCGCUUCAUAUAAGGAUCAAGAUAUUAAAUUUCAAGAAACACAAAAAUUAUUAGAACGUGGUCAAAUUGAAGAAUCAACUUCUCCGUGGUCAUCACCUAUUGUUCUAGUUAAGAAAAAAGACAAAACAAUGCGAUUUUGCAUUGAUUAUCGACGAUUAAAUGCUAUUACAAUUAAAGAUGCAUUUCCAUUACCUCGUAUUGAUGAAAUUUUUGAUCAAUUAUCCGAUGCAAUAUAUUAUACAAAAUUUGAUUUUAAAUCUGGUUAUUUUCAGGUACCUCUAUCGAAAGAGGACCGUCCAAAAACUGCAUUCUCAACUCGCGAUAAUCAUUAUCAAUUUACAGUACUUCCACAAGGAAUUACCAACGGACCCGCAACUUUCCAACGUGUCAUUAAUCACAUAUUAGGACCCGCACGAUGGAAAUAUGCAUUAGCUUAUAUUGAUGAUGUAAUUAUAUAUUCUAAAACAUUCGAAGAACAUUUAUUACAUCUCAAUGAAAUUUGUACAAUAUUAAAAAAUGCUCGAUUUCGUCUUAAUCCAGAUAAAUGUGAAAUUGCUCGAACACAAAGAGAGUAUCUUGGACAUCAAAUUAACAAUGGUGAAAUUCGUCCAAGCCCUCACAAUAUUAAUGGUUUAUUAAAUACAAGAUUACCACAAACUCCAGAUGAAGCUUGCAAAUUUGUUAAAGCAGCUGAAUAUUAUCGGAAAUUUAUACCAAAUUUUUCUCAAAUCGCCGAACCACUAAGAAAAUUUGUUCCGACUACAAGAACUCAACAAAAGAAAGGACAAAAAACUAUUAUUACCUUAAAAAUUGAUGAAAUUAAAGCCUUCGAACAACUUAAACUUUAUCUUACAACUGAUCUAGUAUUACGGCUUCCAAAUAAUAGAUUCCCAUUUAAAGUACAAACUGAUGCAUCUGAUGAGGGAAUCGGUGCAGUAUUAUUACAAAUUUAUCCAGACGGUGAUAGACCAAUUGCAUUUCUUUCGAAAAAAUUUACUCAAGCACAACGUAAAUGGUCUCCUAUGGAGCAAGAAUGUUAUGCAUUUAUAUGUGCAUUACGUAAACGGCAUAACUAUUUAAGUGGAAUUAAAUUUGUAUGGGAAACUGAUCAUAAAGCAUUAACACAAUUAAAUCAAAAAGCUCAAAUUAAUAAACGAUGUGAAAGAUGGAGAUUAAAAAUUUUAGAAUAUGAUUUCAAGGUGAAAUAUAUUCCUGGAUUAACAAAUUCGAUGCCUGAUUACUUAUCAAGAUCUCCAGUUGACGAUGCUGAAGAAGAUCCUGAUGACAUUUCACACCUUAUUUCAAAAUCAACACAAACUGAUUUUCCAAAUGAUAAUAAUUAUUCAUCUAUUGUCACAGCUGUUGAAACUCGUGCUAUGAAAUUACGAAAUCAAACUUUAAAUGAUACAAAUGAUAAUAAAAAAUUACAAUCAGAUUCUCUAAAUAAUUCCAUUGAAGAGAAUCGAAUUAUUUCAUUUUCAAUUGAAGAUUUAAUGCAAGCUCAACAAAUUGAUAAUUAUGCAAAAAAUAUUCUAAACAAUAUCAAGAAAUAUAAAAAUUAUAUUAUAAAAAAUAAUCUUUUAAUGCGUCGAUCAAAAACUCCAGUUCCUUAUGUACCACAAGGUGAUCUCCGAAGAACAAUUUUACAAAUUUAUCAUGAUACUGCAGCAAAUGGUGCUCAUUUUGGAAGAGAUAAAACAAUACAUAAAAUUAAACAGCGUUACUUUUGGCCAUCAAUGUAUAAAGAUAUUAAUAAUUAUAUUAAAUCAUGUAUUCUAUGUACACAAUUUAAUCCUCGUCGACAAAAAAAUUCUGGUACAUUAAGACCUAUUAAACCUCCUGAUGGAGUAUGGCAAUUAGUAUCAAUGGAUUUUCAUGGACCUAUUACUCCAACAACUCAACGUGGAAAUAAAUAUAUUAUAUCUCUUACUGAUGUUUUAUCAAAAUUCGUCGUUACUGAAGCUACUUUUGAGGGGGGGGGCCUUAAUAAACGUCAAGCUAAAGUACUACUUAUAAAUGCUCACAAUCGACAACAAAUAUUACCAAGAAAUACACGAAUCGGAACUAUUUCUCGUGAAACAACAUAUUCAAUAUUUACAACAACAGAAUCUUCAAUAACACACAAUUCUUUUUUACAUGGAAACUUUCAAAGGUCACCUCGAUCUUUAAAAAAUUUUAAAAGCGGAGCUGUCUUAAACAAAAAAGACAACUCGAAUUCAACAAAAUUAAAUGUUACUUGUGAUUUAUGUAAUGAAUAUUUUUUAUCUGGAAAUGAUUUACAGAAACAUAUACGAGCAAAAUGUUAUUCCGAUCAGAUUCGAAAGCACAUACUCGAAUCGACCAAACAUAUAGAAAAUGAAAAACAUCGUUUAGCAAUUCAAGAUAUAUUAUGGCGAAAUAAAAUAUUAUUUGAUCCUACACCAUCAAUUAUUAAUAUUCCAUCACAAUCAGCAAUCAGAACUGAUCAAGAUAUAAAAUUUCAAGAAACACAAAAAUUAUUAGAACGAGGUCAAAUCGAAGAAUCGACUUCUCCAUGGUCAUCACCUAUUGUUCUUGUUAAGAAGAAAGAUAAAACUAUGCGAUUUUGUAUUGAUUAUCGACGCCUCAAUGCUAUUACAAUUAAAGAUGCUUUUCCACUUCCUCGGAUCGAUGAAAUAUUUGAUCAAUUAUCUGAUGCAGUAUAUUAUACCAAAUUUGAUUUUAAAUCUGGCUAUUUCCAGGUACCUCUCUCUAAAGAGGACCGUCCGAAAACUGCAUUCUCAACCCGUGAUAACCAUUAUCAAUUUACAGUACUUCCACAAGGUAUUACGAAUGGACCCGCAACAUUUCAACGUAUAAUUAAUCAUAUAUUAGGACCCGCAAGAUGGAAAUAUGCAUUAGCUUAUAUCGAUGAUGUUAUCAUAUAUUCGAAAACAUUUGAAGAACAUUUAACACAUCUUAAUGAUAUUUGUACAAUGUUAAAAAAUGCUCGAUUUCGUCUUAAUCCGGAAAAAUGUGAAAUUGCUCAAACUCAAACAGAUUAUCUUGGACAUAAUAUAAAAAAUGGUGAAAUUCGUUCAAGUCCUAAUAACAUCAAUGGUCUAUUAAAUACAAGAUUACCACAAACGGCAGAUGAAGCUUGCAAAUUUGUUAAAGCAGCUGAAUAUUAUAGAAAAUUUAUUCCAAACUUUUCACAAACUGCUGAACCACUUCGAAAAUUUGUUCCAACUACAAGAACUCAACAAAAGAAAGGACAAAAAACUAUUAUUACAUUAACUGAUGAUGAAUUAAAAGCAUUCAAUCAACUUAAACAAUUUCUUACAACAGAUAUAGUAUUACGACUUCCAAAUAACAGAUCCCCUUUCAAAGUACAAACUGAUGCAUCGGAUGAGGGGAUCGGUGCAGUAUUAUUACAAAUUUAUCCUGAAGGAGAUAGACCUAUUGCAUAUCUCUCAAAGAAAUUUACUCAAGCACAACGUAAAUGGUCUCCAAUGGAACAAGAAUAUUAUGCUUUUAUUUGUUCAUUAGAUAAAUGGCAUAAUUAUUUAAGUGGAAUUAAAUUUGUAUGGGAAACUGAUCAUAAAGCAUUAACACAAUUAAAUCAAAAAGCACAAAUUAAUAAACGAUGCGGACGUUGGAGAUUAAAAAUCUUAGAAUAUGAUUUCAAAGUUAAACACAUUCCUGGUUUAACAAAUGCGAUGCCUGAUUAUUUAUCAAGAUCUCCAGUUGAUGAUGCUGAAGAAGAUCCUGAUGAAGUUUCACUUCUUAUUUGA
Rotaria sp. Silwood2 is the source of this 4830-nucleotide messenger RNA. NCBI's taxonomy places the organism in Eukaryota, Metazoa, Rotifera, Eurotatoria, Philodinida, Philodinidae. The record is from the annotation of a GenBank genome assembly.